CGGCAAACGAGACGAUUUGUUCCGUUCGGCGAAGUACAGUAGGCGUCAGAGUCAGACCUCUCAAUUGAGGCUGUAAAACUGUUUCAAAAAUUUCAUUCCUCCUUCCUCGCAGCCGGCACGGGGUACCAUGUCAAUUGUGAGGCGUUUGUGGGAACGAAUAUUGAAGCCAUCAUAUUUUGUUGGAAAAGACUUGGAAGGAAACAAAUACUUUGAAUGUCCAAAUACUGACAAAGGACGUUCUAAACGAACGGUGAAGUACAGAAAGAAUGAAGAUAUGUGGGCAUACGUUGCCAGCGGAAGGCGCCUCCCAGUACAAUGGUCAGCAUGGCUGACGCAUACUAGGCCUAUUCCGCCCACCAUCGAGGAGUUGCAGGCGGAUCUAGCACGUCAACAACGAGUUAAGAUAAAUGCAGCCAUCCUUGAAGCGAAGUAUCAGACAGAAAGUGCCGAUAGGGGACGGGUAGCUGUGCCCCCCAGCCACAAUUCUGAAAUUGAAGCGCAGUCUCCGUCGGCGUCGCAGAACGUGCCUAUGGAUCAAAAGCUGGAACCUCAAGAAUCUGAUCAAAGACCAAAAUCCCAAACACGGGAUCCUUGGGCAGAGGCAUCGAAGGGAUCCGAUGAACCUCGAUCGUGGACGCCUGUAUCUCGCAGGAGAUAGCACGUUGUUUUUGGUAUAUAACAAGCAAUGUUCUCUUUCGAAAGGUUUGAGACAUUGUGGCAGGAGUCUUACUGAGCUAACUGCCUCAUUUCAGAUAAUAUUUUUCACCGAUACGGAUUUUUAAAUUGACAUCAGCUGCCUGGCUCGUACAAAUUUUUUUAGCGGUUGAAUCAAAGACUCCGAGGCCUUCUCAGUAUAUUACAUGUUCCCUAGAGGCUGUUGUAUGGAAGGUCCAAGUGUAUCUUGCCACACAGAAGCAUCCUCAUGCUGAAGAGUCCGGACAACUGAACUGGGCUGUUCUACUUACAUGGAUGAUUUCUAUCAUAGAAAUGGAACCUAAGUUCUGGAUUGAACA
This is a messenger RNA of Suillus paluster, 1013 nucleotides long. RefSeq lists its product as uncharacterized. The record is from RefSeq and is a predicted model, not a curated record. NCBI's taxonomy places the organism in Eukaryota, Fungi, Basidiomycota, Agaricomycetes, Boletales, Suillaceae. The coding region runs from base 128 to 658 and encodes 176 amino acids. Gene Ontology annotation, cellular component: membrane. Gene Ontology annotation, biological process: mitochondrial respiratory chain complex I assembly. The transcript has 6 exons.